This is a messenger RNA of Argentina anserina (silverweed cinquefoil), 866 nucleotides long. RefSeq lists its product as uncharacterized. The annotation marks the transcript as partial. Gene Ontology annotation, biological process: alanyl-tRNA aminoacylation. Gene Ontology annotation, molecular function: alanine-tRNA ligase activity; ATP binding; nucleic acid binding. The transcript has 7 exons. The record is from RefSeq and is a predicted model, not a curated record. Lineage: Eukaryota; Viridiplantae; Streptophyta; Magnoliopsida; Rosales; Rosaceae.
UCGGGUCUUAGGGUUUUGAUUUUGUUUAAUUUAAAGGGUGAAGAUGGCCGGACCGGUUUGGUGCUGGACCGGACGGUGUUUCAUCCGCAAGGCGGCGGUCAGCCGGCGGACACAGGCUUCGUCGCGGUCGCCGGUUCUGAGGUCAAGUUUGUCGUGCAAGAUGUGCGGUCCAGAGACGGUGUGGUUUACCACUACGGUUUGGUUGAGAAUUCCGGCGAGGAUUUGGGAUCGGAGUUUGAGAAAGGGAGAGAGGUGGUGUUGCAUGUGGAUGAGUCUAGGAGGAAGCUUAAUUCUAGGAUUCACUCUGCUGGGUAUUUGCUGGAUGUGUGUAGGAGGAAUGUGGGAUUAGGCGAUUUAAAGCCGACCAAAGGCUACCAUUUCCCUCAAGGGUAUGAUUUUGAUUUUUUUCAAAGUAAGCAGAAAGAGUUGGAGUUGGAAGCGAAUGCAUUGAUAUCAAGAGGAGGGAAAGUUCUUGUUGCGUUAGUACCAUAUGAGGAAGCAUGUAAGCUGUGCGGCGAAGAGCUUCCCGAUUAUAUCACAAAGGAUAGCACUCCUCGUAUUGUGAAGUUGGGGAACAAUCCUGGCUGCCCGUGUGGCGGUACUCAUUUUUCUGAUAUUUCAGAGAUCAUCAAUAGUAGGGUUUCUCAAAUACGAACCAAAAAAGGAGUGACGAAGGUCUUUUACAAUGGUGGUCCCUAAAUAAGUAUGGAUCUAUUUAUCGCGUCUAUGACAAUGGACGUUCAAAUCACAUUUUUGAUGCCUUGUUGAUCAGAUUUGUUGGCAGCUGACUGGUGAUCUGAUAUUAUCAAAGUUUGUAGGGUUUUCUUUGGAAAUUAAAGAAUGACUAGAAGUUUGUACUGUGUCUA